CGCCGCCGGCCGCGCCGGGGAGGCCACGGCGAGGCGUGCGGCGGAGGCGGCCAGGGAGGACUUGCAGGUGCUGCUGCGGCAGAGCCUCGGCUUCGGCCCCGCCGUGCUCAUGGAGGCGCUGAACGACGCCCACGCUCGAGCUUCCUCACGGGGGCGGCGAGGCGGGCGCUGCAGGGCCUGCCCCGCGGGCGCAGGGCCGUGGCGGUGGUGGUGGACGGCUGCGGCUGGGAGGCGGUGUGGCUCGCGAGGCGCGCGGCGGCCCUGGGCCUCUGCGGGGUCUGCGCCGUGCGCGCGCGCGCCUCGGCGCUCGCCGGGCUCGAGGGCGCCCUCGCGGAGGCGAACGGCUGCUGCGUGCAGCAGUGCCUCUGGGAGGGCCUCGGGGCGCACCUGGAGGCGGCCGCGCCCACGGCCGUCCUGGUGCUGCUGUGCGGGUGCCUGGCGGCGCACCCGGCCUCGCCGGGCACCCUGGUGUCCCAGCUGGCGCAGGUGAAGAAGGAGCUGCCGCCCGGCGCCGCAGCCGCCGUGGUGCCGGCGCGCGUGCGGUGGCGGGGCGGACACGCGCGCUGCAGGGCGCUGAGAGAUGCGGGCGUGGUGGACACGGAGGGGCUAGCUGCCUAUGGCCUCGACUACGGCUUGGCCGCGGAGGCUCUGCGGGUGCACCACAGGUGGGUGCAGCUCUCCGAGUGCGGCGCCGAGUGGGAGGACCAUGAGCUUGCCACUAUGGACUUGCAGGAGGCCUGGGCGGCGCUGCCGGGCGAGCUGUGUGGCAGCGGAGCCGGCCCUGCCCUGGAGAGCGCGCUGCGCGUGCACGCCUCCACGCCUCGGCUCUGGCGAUGCCCGCGACGGGGGGCGCGGCCGACGCCUUCGUCUGGUGGACGGUGGCCGAGGGCGCCGCGGAGGCCGACGGUGUCGCCGGUGACGCUGCGGCCGGCAGCUCGUACGCAGCGGCCGUCUGUUCGUGCGCGCCAGGUGCCCGCGGCGAGCGGCGGACGUGGCAGGUGGCCGUCCUCGACCCGGAGGCGUGCCGGGGGCCCGUCGAGGCGCUGCUGCGCGCGGCGGAGGCCCGCGCGAAGGUGCCCCGUACCACGUCGGCAUGUUGAACGACGCUGCGCGGACGGCGUACUACGCCGCUGCAAUCCACCGCGCGCUCCACGCUUGCCCCGAGCGGAGCCCGUUGUGGCCUUGGACGUCGGCUCCGGCACCGGGUUGUUGUCGCUGCUGCUGGCGAGGCGCGCCGAGGGGCUCUCGUUGCCGCCGCCGCGGGUGGUGGCCGUGGAGGCGGAGCCAGAGCUGGCGGAGCUGGCGGAGCGGCUGGUGGCAGCGCACGGCUGCGGCGACCGGGUGGAGGUGCACUGUGCGCUGAGCACCGCGCUGGAGGGGCUGCCAGGCGCAGGGCGCGCAGGGCUGUGCGUGCACGAGAUUUUUGGCUCGGACCCGCUGUCGGAGAGGCUGCUCCCCUCCCUCCGCCACGCGCAGCGCGAGCUGCUGGCCCCGGGCGCCCUCCUCGUCCCCGACAGCUUCACGCUCCUGUGCGCCCUGUGCUCCAGCAGGAGGCUGGCGGGCGCCUUCCGGCCGCCCGCCUCCGUCCAGGGCGUGCGCCACGUGGGCGAGGUUUUCCAGGAUGCAGCCCCCAUCGUCGAGGCGAUGCACCUCUCGGAGGAGGGCGCCGAGGCUGCCGCGGACCCCCGCUGGCUGACCGAGCCCGCGGUGGCGCGCGUCUGCGCCCUGGCGGAGCUGCUCGGCGCGGCCCUGCCGCUGGAGGCCGCCGUGCGCCUCCGCGGCCCCGGCGCGCCCAGCGCCGAGCUCGCCGGCGAGGCGCUCUUCGUGGCCUUCUGGUUCCGCCUCGAGGGGCCGCCGGAGCUGGACACGCGCUCGGGUGCGGGCCCCUCGCGGCCGUGGGCGCCCUGCUUCCAGGCGCUGCGCGGGUGCUCCGCGGAGGCCUUCGCGCAGCCCUUCGUGGCGGAGCUGUCGCUGCGGCUCUGGGAGGACCGCGUGCGCUUCGCGCUGGCGGGGGUGGCCCUCGAGGAGGAGGCGGAGGCGGCCGAGCUCGGGGCGCUCUUCUCCGACUCGGAGGAGGGCGACUGAGAGGGUGGGGAUAUGCCUCGGCGCCUGGCGCGCGCGUAGGCGGUCACAGGUCCUUCUUCUUCUUCUUCUUCCUCCUCUUCUUCUUCUUCUUCUGCAGGUGCGUCAGCCUUCCAGAUUUUUUUCCGGGGGGGCGGGCGGAGCGGCCUUCCGUCAGCAUUCCGAAGC
Prorocentrum cordatum is the source of this 2250-nucleotide messenger RNA. The record is from the annotation of a GenBank genome assembly. Lineage: Eukaryota; Dinophyceae; Prorocentrales; Prorocentraceae.